Rhineura floridana is the source of this 2172-nucleotide messenger RNA. Its product is annotated as cartilage oligomeric matrix protein-like. Bases 16 to 1371 code for a protein of 451 amino acids. Gene Ontology annotation, molecular function: calcium ion binding. The record is from RefSeq and is a predicted model, not a curated record. Gene Ontology annotation, cellular component: extracellular region. Gene Ontology annotation, biological process: cell adhesion. NCBI's taxonomy places the organism in Eukaryota, Metazoa, Chordata, Lepidosauria, Squamata, Rhineuridae. The transcript has 9 exons.
GCUCGCAGGAGGGGAAUGUGGGUGGCUGACAAGAACCCAGCAAGGUCGCCCGGGCGCGGCCUUGUCGGAGUGGCGCAAGCGCCCCGGAAGUGUCGCGCGGGGACGCCCCAGCCUCCUCGCCUUGCCUCUCGCUCUCUGUCCCUCCUCCCUCGUGGCGGACGGCGCAUGCGCUCCUGCAGGAGGCGGCGGGAUGGCGGCGGGGAUUUCGGGUCGGGGUCGCGGCUGGACCCCGCAGCGCUCAUGGAGCAAGUCAAAGGACAGAUCGCCGUGGCCAACGCCCAGGAGCUGCUGCAGGACAACUGCGUGUUCGUGCGCAACGCAGACCAGCGCAACGUGGACCAGGACAACUUUGGCGACGCCUGUGACAACUGCCGCAACGUGAAGAACAACGACCAGCGUGACAGUGACAAGGACGGGCAGGGGGACCUGUGCGACGACGACAUGGACGGAGACAGGGUUACAAACAACAGGGACAACUGCGUCAGGAUUCCCAACCCGGACCAGAAGGACAGCGACGGUGUCGGAGACGUGUGUGACAGCUGCCCCUUGGUCAGCAACCCAGACCAGAAAGACACUGACCACGACCUCAUCGGUGACCUGUGUGACACCAACCAAGACCAAGAUGGCGAUGGGCACCAGGACUCCAGGGACAUCUGCCAAACUGUGCCCAACAGCUCCCAGGUGGACUCUGACAGGGAUGGACUUGGCGACGAAUGCGAUGAGGACGACAAUAAUGAUGGCAUCCCGGAUCAGAGGCCCUCCGGCCCUGACAACUGCCGCCUGGUCCCUAAUCCCGGGCAGGAAGAUGCAGACAGGUACACGGCAUUUAACGGGGUGGACUUUGAGGGCACCUUCCACGUGAACACGGCCACAGACGACGACUACGCGGGGUUCAUCUUCGGCUACCAGGACAGCGCCAGCUUCUACGUGGUCAUGUGGAAACAGAUGGAACAAACCUACUGGCAGGCGAACCCCUUCAGAGCGGUGGCGGAGCCUGGGAUUCAGCUCAAGACGGUGAAGUCAAAGACUAGGCCCGGGGAAUUCCUCUGCAACUCCCUCUGGCACACGGGGGACACCGCGGACCAGGUCAAGCUGCUGUGGAAAGACCCCCGCAACGUCGGCUGGAAAGACAAGACCUCCUACCGCUGGUUCUUGCAGCACCGCCCCCAGGUGGGCUAUAUCCGAGCUCGCUUCUAUGAGGGGUCUGAGCUGGUGGCAGACACAGGCGUGGUCCUUGACACAACGAUGCGCGGUGGCCGCCUUGGCGUCUUCUGCUUCUCUCAGGAGAACAUCAUCUGGGCAAAUCUGCGGUACCGCUGCAAUGACACUAUUCCCGUGGACUACGAGUCUUACCGCAGCCAGCAAGACUAAGUGCCACCGCCCCCGCCUCGAAAGGCUACUCAGCACGCUGCUUUUCACAAUAUAUCAAACGACAAACUACGCCUCUCGCAGCAGUUGCCUUUGGGGCAGCCUUCCCCAACCUCUCCAGUAACUGUCCUCCGAAGCCUCCUUGGAAUCACUCGAUGGCUCUGGGCUUGGAAAACGUGCCCCGUUUCCAGUCAUUCCAGAGGAGGCGCUUGAGAACAUGGAGAAGGAAAAGCCAAGUCAAAAACAAGGAAAUAAGUAGCCAAAGACUCCAGCAAGACCAAAGGGCUCACCUACAGAGGGAGGCUGUUUCCUUCCGUCCUGCCUCUACUGGGGGGUGGUGGUUUUUUUGCAUCAGGCCUGAUGUCAAGAUGCAACAGGAAGGGGGGCCUAGCCCUCCUCUCUUUCACUCUCAAAGAAAGAAUGAACUGUGCCUCCAAUUUUGACUACUGAGUUAAUUAUGUCUGGCCCACUCAAGAACCCAUCAGUGUCCUGCAAAAAAAAGAAAAGAGCACUGCCUUUUGCAAGCAGAAAGCCCCCAGCAUCUCGAGUUAAAAAUGAGCAGGGAGCAGGUAAUAUGAAAGAGCUUCUCUGCCCAAGAUUCUGGAGAGUUCCUGCCAGUCAGAGCACAACAGCCAUAUGGCAGGCUUCGUAUGCUAACACAGCACCUUACACCUAGUCGCAUGUUAAUUCCUCCAGCUAAGGAAUUAAAACGCUCACCUUCUUGGGGGGACAGACACAAAGAAAACCCUUUUUUUAAAAAAAAAUGUAUAGAAAAUUUGGAGAAUUAAAUCACUUUGCCUACUG